UCGGUCAAAGCUAGAGUUCCUGUGUGCCGACUAUUUAGAUUCGUAAAAGUAAAUUUUAGUUAAACCAAUUUAUCUCUGGCAAAGUUUUAAGUGCAUAAUAAAGAAAAUUAAAAUGUUCCAAAUAUAAAUUUGAACUUUAAACAAAUACAUGUAAUCCAUAAUGGAAUUUUAAGAUUCACACAGAAUUGAACUAUUGUAAGAACAUUGACAAAACUAUUAACGUCUUUUCCGAAACAACUAACAAACUAAGGGAAAAAAACAAAUGAAAUUUAUUUCAUAAGGCCACCAAAGACAAAUAAUUAAAGGCAUCAAUAAUAUAAUAUUAAAAACGUAAAAUAAUUUAACAAAAUUAAAGAUAUUCUUCAAAAAGAUCUCAUCGGGACCGCAUAAAAUAGAUAUCAUGGAAGGAGUGAACACUAUGCGAAUUUUCAUUGCGGCGUGUGCAGCGAAUUUGGCUGCAUUUGCUGUAGGCACUUGCCUUGGUUGGACAUCUCCAAUGGCGUCAAAAUUACUAUCCAACAACACUGAUGAAUUGCCACUGGAAGAGCAAGUCAGUGAAUCUGAUUUUGCUUGGAUAUCUUCGAUUAUAACCUUGGGUGCCUUAAUUGCUCCUUUCAUCGCUGGUCCAUUUACAAAUAAAAUUGGUCGCAAAUGGGUGUUAAUGUCGAGUUCCUUUUUCUUCGUGCUUGCCUACACGCUGAUGUUACUCGCCACUCAAGUAUGGAUAUUACAAUUGGCACGAUUAAUACAAGGAUUUGGUGUUGGCUAUGUGAUGACAGCUCUUCCCAUCUAUGUAGCUGAGAUAUCUACAGACAAUGUUCGAGGUGUUACCGGUUCACUGAUGCAGUUGUUCAUAAACAUGGGAAUACUAUUUGUUUAUGCAAUUGGUCCUUAUGUUUCUUAUGAGAUCUUGCAGUGGUGUUGCUUGGUUGUGCCUUUGUUCUUCAAUGUAAUCUUCUACUUCAUGCCAGAAAGUCCGCACUACUACGUUGGUAAGGCACGCAAAACACAGGCGAUAAAAUCAUUAAAAUAUCUGCGCGGACAAAGCGACAAAAUUGUAGAAAAUGAAGCAGAUAUGCUGGAAUGUGAAGUCCAGAAAUCUUUGGCCAGCAAAUGCACUAUUAUGGAUGUCUUAGGCAACGCAGGCAAUCGCAAGGCGUUACUAAUUUGUUCUUGCCUGAUAGCUUUCCAGCAAUUGUCUGGUAUAAAUGUUGUGCUUUUCAAUAGUCAAACGAUAUUUCAAAGUGCAAAUACCGGUUUCGACCCGCCUAUAGCAUCUAUUAUUGUAGGAAUAGUACAAGUUACCGCUUCCAUAUUAGCACCACUUGCUGUUGUUCGGUUUGGACGGAAGUCUCUUUUAAUUUUUUCCUCAAUUGGAAUGACAAUUGGUCUGGGAGCUUUGGGUACAUUUUUUUAUAUUCAGCAACAAGGAGAUUCAGAGUACGUGGCUUGGUUGCCGGUACCAAGCCUGGUUCUUUACAUUGUUGUUUUUUGUUUGGGUUUUGGUUCUUUACCAUGGACUUUGUUAGGUGAAAUGUUUCCAGCAAAUAUUAAAUCCAUGGCAGCAUCUAUUGUAACUUCUACCUGUUGGAUACUUAGUUUUGCUGUGAUUCAGUGCUAUUCAGUGAUUGCUCUCUAUGGUGUUCAUUAUGCGUUUUGGCUUUUCGCAGGGACUUCUACGCUUGGUUUUGUAUUCACAAUGUUUAUGGUUAUUGAAACAAAAGGACUCAGUUUGCAAGAAAUACAAAAUCGACUGAACAGUUAAAAUAAAAAAUGGAAUUUAAAUUAUAAAAGGAAAAAGUCGAAAAAAGGGAGAGAGGUAAUAGAAGACAGAAAGAAAAGUAAGUGAAAAAAAUGAAACCAGUCACAUAGAACCACAGCGAAUAAAACUUAGCGAAAUAAACUCUAAUUUAGGAUAUAAUAAUUUCUAAUGU
Teleopsis dalmanni is the source of this 1934-nucleotide messenger RNA. RefSeq names its product facilitated trehalose transporter Tret1-like. The transcript has 5 exons. The coding region runs from base 401 to 1765 and encodes 454 amino acids. Lineage: Eukaryota; Metazoa; Arthropoda; Insecta; Diptera; Diopsidae. Gene Ontology annotation, molecular function: sugar transmembrane transporter activity. The record is from RefSeq and is a predicted model, not a curated record. Gene Ontology annotation, biological process: carbohydrate transport; transmembrane transport. Gene Ontology annotation, cellular component: membrane.